Messenger RNA from Triplophysa rosa, 3231 nucleotides. RefSeq names its product nucleosome assembly protein 1-like 4b (gene nap1l4b). Gene Ontology annotation, cellular component: nucleus; chromatin. NCBI's taxonomy places the organism in Eukaryota, Metazoa, Chordata, Actinopteri, Cypriniformes, Nemacheilidae. Gene Ontology annotation, molecular function: chromatin binding; histone binding. The transcript is spliced from 14 exons. Gene Ontology annotation, biological process: nucleosome assembly. Bases 717 to 1823 code for a protein of 368 amino acids. The record is from RefSeq and is a predicted model, not a curated record.
AUAAGGGCUCAACUUUGUUUGUACAGGUUUGUUUAUACAGUUCUAGUCCAAUAUUCAAACAUCUACAGACAUUCAGCUCACAGUCCCCACACAAACAAAAUCAUUCCAUUAUUAUACUAAAACAUUCUUUGAAGUACUUUUGUGUUCUAAAUAUUAUGGUACUGUAUAGGAAUAACAUAUUUGUUUUGUUACAUGGCAGAAAAUAUAUCUGGUGGAAAAAAAAUGGUUUUAAGUUUUAAAAUGGUCUAAGGAUUUUCAUUACAAAACUCACUCUGAACCAUAUGCUGUUUAGUGUUUACCAUUAAAACUAAUAUAAAAUAUGUUUAGUGUUUUUGGCGAUAAUAGUUUUAUUGGUUCCCAUCUGCUAUAUAACACCCCACCCAACACAUUACUCAGAGGCCUGACCUACACAUACGGUAUCAUUAUAUUUUCAUUAAGACAGUCCUAUUAUUCAUUAAAUCCAAUACAAUUUUAGUGCCUUUCUAUCGUUUUUCAGCGGGAAUAGGUAUCUAAAGUCUCUGUUACAUGGGCACAUAUGGGCUGUAAAACGCUGUCUAUGUGGGCAGCUCAUGAGAUUUUGAGACAGAGCCCGCGCUACGUAGGUUUGGAUUUCACCGAGGAGGGGUGUUACCGGACCAAUGCGCUUCAGCUUUACUGCCGAGUCCAUCAGCUGAACGACACCCGCUGAUCCAGAAUAUUGGCGUUGUGGUAUCAAUAUGGAUGGUGACAGUGAAGCCAAAGGUAAACUCAGUGACCAGGCAAUGCAGAACCCACAGGCACUGGCAGCUCUUCAGGACAAAAUAGACAGUGUCUCACAUAGUGCUUCCAUCAUGGAGAGUUUACCCAAGUCUGUGAAAAGAAGAGUCAAUGCCUUAAGGAAUCUUCAGGUCAACAGCACACACAUUGAAGCCAAGUUUUACAAGGAGGUGCAUGAGCUGGAGAGAAAGUAUGCUGCUCUUUAUCAGCCGCUAUUUGACAAAAGAAGAGACAUUGUCUCUGGAAAAGUGGAACCCACUGAGGAAGAGUGUGAAUGGCAGAGUGACCAUGAGGAUGAAGAAGCAUUAGCAGAAGAUUUAAAGAAGAAAGCUGCAAUAGAAGAAAUAACAGAGGAUGCUAAUGAGGAAAAGCCCUCUGGAGUUCCAGAGUUUUGGCUCACCAUAUUCCGUAGUGUGGAUAUGCUGAGUGAUAUGCUGCAGGAACAUGAUGAACCAAUACUUAAACACCUACAAGAUAUUAAAGUAAUAUUUUCUGGACCUGAUCCACCGAUGAGCUUCACAUUAGAGUUUCGCUUUGAACCCAAUGAAUACUUCACCAACACCAUCCUCACUAAAGUAUACAAGAUGAAGUCAGAGCCGGAUACAGACGAUCCGUUUUCAUUUGAAGGACCAGAAAUCAUCGACUGUGAGGGGUGUGAAAUUGAUUGGCACAAAGGCAAAGAUGUAACUGUGAAAACAAUCAAGAAGAAGCAGAAACACAAAGGCAGGGGGACAGCGAGGGUCAUUACCAAACAAGUGCCCAAUGACUCCUUUUUCAACUUUUUCAACCCUAUUAAAGUUUCACCAGAUAAAGAAUUGGAUGAGGAUGCAGAGUAUACCCUAGCCACAGAUUUUGAAAUCGGUCAUUUCUUCAGGGAAAGAAUCGUACCGAGAGCAGUUCUGUAUUUUACAGGAGAAGCUCUGGAAGAUGAUGAGAGUUUUGAGGAAGAAGAACUGGAGGAGGGUGAAGAGGAGGACAAAGACGAUGAGGAUGAGGAUGAUGAAGAAGAGGGGGGUUCGAAUGCUAAGAGUGGGGAUCCUCAGCCUGCAGAGUGCAAACAACAGUAGUUUGGACUGCUUACUCCUGCCACUGUUAAUCUCCGUCAGCUCGCCUAAAAUCAGCUCAAGUGCUGUGCAGUUUCUGCAGAGCACACCAUUCUCACUGAACAACCACGUUGAUGCAGUACAUUGGAAUGAAACCAAGUUUUUUUUCUUUAAAUAUUGCUUCCAAAUUCAACCUGUUGUAGUACAACUCUACUAUAAAUAAAUUGGGCAAUUCCAGGCUACGGUCGGCCUUAGAAUGUAGAUAUAUACAUUGAAAUAGAACGAAACUAUUUUCCUGUACUUUGGAGUGCAGGCAUACUAACUUUUUUUGGAUAUGCCAUUGCGCCAUUUCUGCAGAGAAUGCACAGCCAAGAAAGUUACUUGUUAAUGUUACAUUUCUGUUUUACUUGCAAACAGUGUCUCUUUAAUAAUGUUUUUGAACAGUUUUAACCCUGAGAUUGUAUUCUAACCUUUGUCAAGGUUGUGUUUUACUAAUGGUUUCUCUUCUUACAGAAAUGACCAUUUUUAACACAGCAUAUCUAUUUAUGUACAUUUUGAACAGGAAGGCAUGUUUAUGCACUUAUUUAUUAAUGGAAGUGUGUGGACAUUAGCUAGCUAGCCAACAUACCAGUGUAUGGAUGAUACUCUGGAGGUAUCAGGUAACCCUUGCUUGACUAAUUGUGAUGAAUCAUAUCAGGCCUUUUUAUAAUGUGGAUGUCAGUUUUACUGUAUUGGUUUGGGGUCUCGGUCCUAAUCUGAUUUAGGAAAAAUCUCUGCACUCUACAUUUUACAAUUGUAAGUACCUGUAUGAUUUAUCAAAGUAGUCUGAUGUUUAUGUAUGUAUAAAUGUAAUUAUAUAUGUGUUGUCUAUAAUGCUGGAAUUGCUCAAUUUAGAAAUUCAGAAUAGUAGUCAAUAGGGCAACACUCCACUGCCCUUAGUCACUAAAUUCUGAGUGAACUGCAUAUGAUUAUGUCCUGGAAGUCAUAUUUAUUGUGAUCACAUCCCCAAGGCUUUUUUUCUGAGAUCCAUCACAUCCCAAAGUUGACUGAACUUAAUAUCUUUUGUGACUUGAUCUCACGGGUUACUCAGGGUUUUUUAUGCCAAGAUGACAGUGUGUAUCCAGCUUUUGAAACUGUUAAUAUAAAAUAUAACCUGAUAAUUGUUCUCUCUUUGCCUUGAAAAGGAAGGAAGUCUUUUAGUGUAACCUGAUCUGGAUUUAUUUAUAUACAGUAAAUAGUUUAUUUUCCCUCUUUUUAUGUUUGUUUUGAACUGUGUAUUGGUUUUGUGCUGCUUAUUGGAUCCCCGAGAGAUAUGUUUUGCUGAUGUAUGGAUCGUACUCAGUUGAUUAUAGCCUCUCUUAGCAUUUUUAAAAAUGCUUUGCUGUACUGCCCAAGCACUUACUAAAAACAAUUAAACAUGUUUAUUGCCAAA